This is a messenger RNA of Colletotrichum chrysophilum, 2370 nucleotides long. RefSeq lists its product as uncharacterized. NCBI's taxonomy places the organism in Eukaryota, Fungi, Ascomycota, Sordariomycetes, Glomerellales, Glomerellaceae. The transcript has 2 exons. The coding region runs from base 1 to 2370 and encodes 789 amino acids. The record is from RefSeq and is a predicted model, not a curated record. Gene Ontology annotation, biological process: proteolysis. Gene Ontology annotation, molecular function: serine-type endopeptidase activity.
AUGACCUCCAUUCGCUUCUUCAUCACUCUUUUACUUACACUCAUUUCAGUAUGCUGCUGCCAGGAAGUGCCCGCUUCGAGGUUUGGGACAACAAGCUGGCGUAAUCAGACCUCUGCUCCACCGCGGUCUUCGCUACCACCCUCCAGCUCGUUGGUCCCUUCCUCUGCCCCCCAGUCUAGAAUCUCUUCCUCCCCACCACCCACGCUUCCCCCUGCCACCCCAACACGAGCAUCCUCAUCAGCACCCUCGAGAACAUCGUCCGCGCCUCCAAGCACCGUCACCGUCAGCAAUGGCGAGACCAUUGCCGUGGCUGCGGGAGUCCUCGUAGUCGGUGGUGCCGGCGGCGGCUUCUUCACCCUGAAUGGCGUUACGACAGCUGUCCCCGCUGGGGCUGCCAUCACAGCUGGAUCGACUGCACAAAACCCAGAGAACCCAGACGACCCAGGGAACGAGGCGACCAAGAAUCCAGAGCAACAGACGCCUUCGGAGGCACCCUCUAAUGCGCCCAGUUCAAGUGUACCUGCCUCAACUUCAGGAAGCCCGACCACCUCAUCAGCCGCCCCCACUGGUACGGCCGCCGAAUACAUGAUCUUCGUCAACAGGAACACCACGAAGGCAGACGCAGACGGUUUUGGCAACACCCUCAAGACCAUCGUUGGUGAUCAGCCACUCAAUUCUAUUGUAGAUGAGAAUGGCAUUGCCUACAUGUGGCGCACGAAGCUCAGGCCGGACCAACUCGAUAAGGUGAAGGCUGAUCGUGUCGUUGUUGACACAAUUCUGUAUCAGAAGGGCGCCGCUGAAAAAGACCCGACGCCAGACCCUGAGGACAAGGAUCCGGAGGUCGAGCCGGCUCUGGGACCGUCUCCGUCAGGGACCAGUACCGCGCCAUUGGCGAAGAGAGCGGACUACACGCAAUUGCCCACGGCUAAGAACAAAAUCCUCGAUCUUCGAACUCUGUCUACACCACCCCAGACCAACGGUAUCCUGGAAAACUUCUUCUACGAGGAUCCUGCUGGCGAGGGAAUCACGGUAUAUCACAUCGACAUCGGGCCGUUUGCCAUGGACCACGACGAGUUCAAGACGGAUUCCAAGGCUAGGCGAGAAACUAUUGAAGUGAACCUCGACAAGGAAAAUCGCGUUGCGGAUGCGGACCACGGAACCUGCGCAGCUUCCAAGAUAGUCGGCCAGGGAGUAGGCACUGCCAAACGCGCCGGCCUGGUUACUGUUCGAAUUGACGCGGAUCCUUGGGGCGUCAUCGAGGGCCUACAGGCUGCCGCUAAAGACAUCAUGGCCAAAGAUCUUCGAGGGAAAGCUGUUGUCUCUAUUUCUGUCGGCGUAGAGAUUGUAGACCCGAAAGAAGACCAGGUCAUCAUCGACUACAUUCGCGAGGUCCUCCAGGCCCUCCAAGAGUGGGACAUUCCCGUUGUCUGUCCCUCGGGUAACAACGGUGUUGCAGGCCAGACAGUCCAGGUCAACGAAUAUCCCGCAAUGUUCGCCGAUAAGUUCCCAGUGAUCGUCGUCGGCUCGACCAGCAGAAGGCUCGAGAAGUCCUGGUUCAGUCAACAAGGCAACCUUCUGACCACCUGGGCCGUCGGCGAGAACGUGAGGUGCGCAAGCUCGACCAACCUCGCCGGGCUGAAGUUCGAGACUGGCACAUCUUUUGCGGGUCCGCAAGUCGCCGGAAUCGCGGCCUACUUCAUGUCGCACCCCGAUUUCAACAAAGGCUUCCGCGUGGGCAGCGUCGCCGCUGACGUGCGCGAUCUCAUCGGCGCAACUUCGUUCCCGCGCAUCACCCACGAGGCGGGAUACCCGUCCAUGGCGUGGAACCUCUGGGGCUCGCAGCAAGCGUGCUCCGUGAACGGGGGCGGCAGCAGCGGCGCACAGAGCAGGGUCAUGAGAAGGGCCCUGGAAGGUCGACAGCUUCCUGCUUGUUCUCUCGCGCCCUCGUCCGCGCCAGCGACGGCUGCGCCAACAGCGGCACCUUCAGCGGCACCUUCGGGAAUUCCCAACGGAGGUCGCCCGACGACCGGCGGUCCGGUCACCACUACAGUAACUUCUCCUGCCGAAACAGCCACCGGACCUCCAAGCUGUGGUGUUUGCGGAGCGCAGGUCCCGGAUGGUGUGAGCGGAGAGAUUGGAGGGCAGGUUGGCUGCCAAGGGGGGAUUCCGUACGCGCACAGUUCUUGUGAGGGAAAUGCCAACUGUAAAUCCUGGGCUAUCGGACAAGAAGACAGAGGAACCUACAGCAUCCAGGUGUGCCUAUUCUUUGACCAGAACGCCCCGAAGAUGGUUAGCCAGGCGCCGGCUGACCCAGAGGGGAAGUGCCCGUUCAAGUACUACGACAAGGCGUGUCCAGAGCCAGCGUCAUGA